AUGAGCGGUAGCACUGAAAGUGGUGGUGGAACCAGUUGCAUUCCUGCUACCGGUUGUGAUGCCGGUGUUGCAUCUGCCUCCACUCCUCCUCCUCCUCCUCCUCCGCUUCCUGCCAGUGAUGCUGACGGGCACGAGACGGCGGUGGGCAACACGUCGAGUAAGCGUCCAAAGCGCAAGGUUGCCAUCAUAUUUGGGUACGUUGGCGAGCGCUACUGUGGACUUCAAUGGAAUCACCUGCCUGACUACCCAACUGUUGAAGAGGAGCUGCUGCGUGCCUUGCACCGCACCGAUAUGAUCUCAAAGGAGAACUACGAGCAGGAAAAAGUGCAGCAGAAACUCAACUGGGAGCGUGCGAGCCGCACCGACAAGGGUGUCCACGCGUUGCGCAACGUUAUUUCGCUUAACGUCAUGCUGCCGUUGGCGAAGGGAUCUACUACGGAAUACGACACAGAGGAAGCGAGACGACAGCUGAUGUCAGUACUGCCGCAUGACAUAAUCGUGUAUGAAAUUGUUCUAGUCACACGUAGUUUUAACGCCUACAUGAUGUGCGGUGCGCGUACGUACGAGUACUACCUGCCGACGUUUGCGUUGAUGAGCCACGAGGAGUACUGCAGCAACUACUUUCCCCCUGAUCUUGCCCCGUCACGGCCCACGCUUGUGGAUGUCGGGUUUCUCGGUGUCAGGCCCGACCCUGACGAUGCAGAAGCAGCACCGUCAGCGCGCACACUUCCGGGUGUGAAGCGAUCACGUGGCGAAGUUGAGGUAGAUGAAAGGGAGAUGGAAAAGGAGGAGGAGGAGGAGAAGUUGGGUGAGAAACAAGAAGGCACUGAUGCGAGAGGUGGAAACGUUGGUAAUGCGACGGUGCAGAAGUUUCAUGACGGUCUAUUCGAGAAGAUGUUGGUGUUCCAAACCAUUCCGGCUGACGCCAUGCAAAGGGUGGCGCGCUACCGCGUGUCGCCCGAGCGUCUGGAGCACGCGCGGCGCAUCUUCCGCCUAUACGAAGGAACACACUCAUUCCACAACUUCACCCCUGGCGGGCGGGCGAACGACCCCGCAUGCGCGCGGUACAUUGUCUCUGUAACAGUGGGGGAUCCGUUCGUUGUUGACCCUGCCGACCCGGCGCUGCUCUCGACAUUGGAGGAGUGGACGCCGUCGCGGUGUUAUUCCCCGGACGAUGAGGGACCCGCCCGGCUUAUACCGCAGCAACGGAAGGACGAUGCGGAUAUUAAAGAGCAACGGCAGCGGAUGCGGGAACACAUGCUGCGCGUCUACGGUGCUGACCCAAGUGACGUCAGCAGCAAGGGUGGCCUGGAGGUGGUGCGCAUCGAGCUUCACGGACAGAGCUUCAUGUUUAAUCAGAUACGUAAAAUGAUCGGGGCUGUCGCAUCCAUGUGUGCGGCCGGUUCGUCACCGGAGUAUCUGCGCGAUCAUUUUCUAAACAAGGCCGUGCGGUGCGGCACGCCGAUGGUGCCAGCAAACGGUUUAUUUCUCUCGUACCUUGAUUUUCAGCGGUACAACUACCGUCUGGAUCGUAUUCAGCGCGAGGGUAACAACGGCUCUGGCAAAGAUGGUGUGUACGUGGACCGUGUGAACGAGGAUGCGGUCUCGGAGUUCCGCCGAAAGAUUGUCGCCGUAAUUCUGCGCAACGAGAUGGUGGGUGAUGUGAUGGGGCGGUGGAUGCGGUCGCUGCGGCACGUGCUGCGGCUUGCGUGCAACAUCGAACUUCCGUAG
Messenger RNA from Trypanosoma grayi, 1731 nucleotides. Its product is annotated as tRNA pseudouridine38-40 synthase. NCBI's taxonomy places the organism in Eukaryota, Euglenozoa, Kinetoplastea, Trypanosomatida, Trypanosomatidae. The record is from RefSeq and is a predicted model, not a curated record. The coding region runs from base 1 to 1731 and encodes 576 amino acids. Gene Ontology annotation, biological process: mRNA pseudouridine synthesis; tRNA pseudouridine synthesis. Gene Ontology annotation, cellular component: nucleus. The transcript has a single exon. Gene Ontology annotation, molecular function: RNA binding; pseudouridine synthase activity.